Molecule: messenger RNA, 2097 nt
Organism: Lathyrus oleraceus (garden pea)
Lineage: Eukaryota; Viridiplantae; Streptophyta; Magnoliopsida; Fabales; Fabaceae
Product: pyrophosphate-energized vacuolar membrane proton pump 1
Exons: 8
Coding region: 457-1704 (415 amino acids)
Biological process (GO): proton transmembrane transport
Cellular component (GO): membrane
Molecular function (GO): diphosphate hydrolysis-driven proton transmembrane transporter activity; inorganic diphosphate phosphatase activity
Source: RefSeq, a predicted model, not a curated record
AGACAUUUCAAGUUCCGUCUUUUUUGAGAAGAAAAGCCAACCCUAAAAAUGUUGUUUCCAUCAUACUGGGAGGAGGUUCUGGUGUUCAACUUUUUCCUCUUACCAAACGAGCUGCUACACCAGCUGUUCCUGUUGGUGGAUGCUACAGGCUUAUAGACAUUCCAAUGAGCAACUGCAUCAACAGCGGGAUCAACAAAGUAUUUGUAUUGACACAGUUCAACUCAGCAUCCCUUAACCGUCAUAUCUCUCGCACCUAUUUUGGAAAUGGCAUCAACUUUGGAGAUGGAUACGUAGAGAAAAUGGAUCGUACUUGAAGAGAUUUUUGAUUGCUCUACUAGUGAAGCAGAUAGAGGGCAUUGAUGAAGAUAAGCGUGAUGUGACGUGAAUGAGGGUUCAAAUAGAAACAAAAGGGUUAUUGCUGAUAAUGUUGGUGAUAAUGUUGGUGAUAUUGCCGGUAUGGGAUCCGAUCUAUUUGGUUCAUAUGCAGAGGCAUCUUGUGCUGCCCUUGUUGUUGCUUCCAUCUCUUCUUUUGGGAUAAAUCAUGAGUUCACUGCCAUGUUGUUCCCUCUCAUCAUCAGUUCUGUGGGCCUCCUUGUUUGUUUUCUCACCACCUUAUUUGCAACCGACUUUUUUGAGAUCAAACUUGUAAAGGAAAUUGAGCCAGCAUUGAAAAAACAGCUUGUUAUUUCAACAGUACUGAUGACUGUUGGAAUUGCAAUUGUUAGUUGGAUAGCACUCCCAUCUACCUUCACCAUAUUCAAUUUUGGAGAGCAGAAAGUUGUCAAGAACUGGCAGCUAUUCUUGUGUGUUUCUGUUGGUCUUUGGGCAGGGCUUAUCAUUGGAUUUGUUACUGAAUACUAUACCAGCAAUGCAUACAGCCCUGUGCAAGAUGUUGCUGAUUCCUGCAGGACUGGUGCUGCUACCAAUGUUAUCUUUGGUCUUGCCUUGGGAUACAAGUCUGUUAUCAUUCCAAUUUUUGCCAUUGCAAUUAGUAUUUUUGUAAGUUUCAGUUUUGCUGCUAUGUAUGGUGUUGCUGUUGCUGCACUUGGAAUGUUGAGUACUAUAGCAACCGGAUUAGCCAUCGAUGCAUAUGGUCCAAUCAGUGACAAUGCUGGAGGUAUUGCUGAGAUGGCUGGAAUGAGUCACAGAAUUCGUGAGAGAACCGAUGCUCUUGAUGCUGCAGGAAACACAACUGCUGCCAUUGGAAAGGGGUUUGCUAUUGGUUCUGCCGCCCUUGUGUCUUUGGCCCUUUUUGGUGCCUUUGUGAGUCGUGCUGGUGUUACAACCGUCGAUGUCCUGACUCCCAAGGUUUUCAUCGGUCUGAUUGUGGGCGCCAUGCUCCCUUACUGGUUUUCUGCCAUGACCAUGAAGAGUGUCGGAAGUGCAGCAUUGAAGAUGGUUGAGGAAGUUCGCAGGCAAUUCAACACGAUUCCUGGAUUGAUGGAGGGAACUGCGAAACCUGACUAUGCCACAUGUGUGACAAUCUCCACCGACGCUUCCAUCAAAGAAAUGAUCCCACCUGGUGCCCUUGUUAUGCUAACACCCCUUAUUGUUGGGAUCUUUUUUGGUGUUGAAACACUUUCUGGUGUCCUUGCCGGAUCAUUGGUUUCUGGUGUACAGAUUGCCAUCUCUGCAUCCAACACUGGCGGUGCUUGGGAUAAUGCCAAGAAGUACAUCGAGGUAAAAUACUAUUUUACUAAAUAGAUUGAGCUGUAUGAUACUAUUUUUGAUAGAAGUAUUUGGAGUUUCUAUCUCUUUCCAUCAACCAAGAGCUUUAGUGUGUGUGAAGAUGGGGUUGUGUAGGGUCCCAUGAGGGGAGUUUAGAGAUGUUUCUGGUUGGUUUUGGAAGUUCUGGGGGUACAAGGUGGAGCCUGUCUUGACCAUCAUCUUAAUUACACUUAUAAAUCUUGUUGAUAUAGACAUAUAUACUUUGUGAUUCUGUUCAUACACUUCCUCAGUUCUCAUUUUUGUGGGGAAACUAUCUUGCAUUCUACUUUUCUCUUAACUUAAAUAUGGUAUGGGAAUUUGUUGAAGGAAUGGCUUGUAGUUCCUCUAUGUUUUUUCUUUAAUAAAAAAACGUAUCUGAAUUUUUUUGAA